AUGGACUUCAUCUCCAAGAAUACGUCGCCCAUUAUCCAAAAAUUCCAGUCUCCUGGAAUUGUGGCAAUCUUUGGCAGCGAUAUCUCGAUUUGGAUGGUCUUGUUGACGGUGCUCAUCACGGCCGUCGUCUAUGAUCAGUUCAAAUACAUUCGACUGAAGGGCACCAUCGCUGGUCCAUCAUGGAAGAUCCCCUUUAUGGGCCCAUUCCUUGAGUCCAUGGAUCCCAAAUUAGAGGGAUAUAUGGCCAAGUGGAGGAGCGGCGAACUGAGCUGCGUGUCGAUUUUCCAUAAAUUCGUCGUUAUCGCUUCGACACGCGAGAUGUCCUGCAAGAUUUUCAACUCCCCGAUGUUCGUGAAGCCUUGUGUUGUGGACUCGGCGCAUAAGCUUCUAGGGAAAGAUAACUGGGUGUUUCUGGACGGCAAAGAGCACGUGGACUUUCGCAAAGGCUUGAACCUGCUGUUCACCCGUUCUGCCUUGGCCUGCUAUCUCCCGCGUCAAGAAGAGGUAUUCGAUAUGUACUUUGAGCGUUUUGUCGCGCGGUCAGCGGCAAACAACUACAAACCUCUUCCGUGGAUGCCCGAGUUUCGCAAGCUCAUGUGUACUAUAUCCUGUCGCACAUUUGUUGGCCACUACAUCUCGGAGAGCGCACUCGAUAAGAUCGCUCAUGAUUACUACCUCAUCACUGCCGCGCUAGAACUGGUCAACUUCCCAAUCGUUCUUCCAUUCACCAAAAGCUGGUACGGCAAACGCGCAGCGGACAUGGUUCUUCGGGAAUUUUCCCAGUGCGCGGCCAAGAGCAAGUUGCACAUCGCCAGCGGCGGAGAAAUCACCUGCAUCAUGGAUGCGUGGGUGAAAGCUCAGCUGGACUCGGCCGCAUACCGGAAGAAUGUCGCUGCAGGGAUCCCAUGUGAGAAACCCUCUCACUUGCUACGCGACUUUACCGACUACGAGAUUGCACAGACGGUAUUCACGCUCUUGUUCGCAUCGCAAGAUGCCAACAGCUCUGCCAUUACCUGGCUUUUCCAGAUUAUGGCGGACCGCCCCGAUGUCCUCGAUAAACUUCGCGAGGAGAAUCUCCGAGCUCGCAAUGGUGAUUGCAAUGCGCGGUUGUCGAUGGAGCUGUUCGAUAAGCUGCCAUACACGCGCGCUGUCGUGCGAGAGACCCUGCGCUACCGCCCGCCAGUGAUCCUGGUCCCGUAUAUUGCGAAGAAAGACUUUCCCAUCACUGAGAAGUACACGAUUGCCAAAGGAUCAAUGGUCCUCCCAUCUAUCUGGCCCGCUACACACGAUGCCGAAGCCUACCCGAACCCCGAUUCAUUCGAUCCAGAUCGAUGGAUCACCGGGACAGCUGAACAGCACCCGAAAAACUUCUUGGUCUUUGGAACCGGACCGCAUUACUGUUUGGGACAGACCUAUGUCCAGAUGAAUCUGAUGGCCAUCAUCGGCAAGGCAAGUUUGGCGUUAGAUUGGAAGCACCAUAUUACCCCUGAUUCGGAGCAGAUUAAAGUCUUUGCUACUAUAUUUCCCCAGGAUGACUGUCUUCUGACCUUCCGCCGUCAGCCUGGAAGUUGA
This is a messenger RNA of Aspergillus terreus NIH2624, 1572 nucleotides long. RefSeq names its product cytochrome P450. The transcript has 4 exons. Gene Ontology annotation, biological process: sterol metabolic process. Lineage: Eukaryota; Fungi; Ascomycota; Eurotiomycetes; Eurotiales; Aspergillaceae. Gene Ontology annotation, molecular function: oxidoreductase activity, acting on paired donors, with incorporation or reduction of molecular oxygen; heme binding; iron ion binding. The coding region runs from base 1 to 1572 and encodes 523 amino acids. The record is from RefSeq and is a predicted model, not a curated record.